Eruca vesicaria subsp. sativa (arugula) is the source of this 1422-nucleotide messenger RNA. The record is from the annotation of a GenBank genome assembly. NCBI's taxonomy places the organism in Eukaryota, Viridiplantae, Streptophyta, Magnoliopsida, Brassicales, Brassicaceae.
AUGGCUGUUGAAGGUAAACAUGUAUCAGAGACAGAGAAGAACAACAACAACAACAACAAAGAAAGCAAAGAGAUAGAGCUUCACAGGAACGACUUAGGUCUCGAAGAUGCAUCAUCAUCUUCAUCAUCGCCAAGAGGUGUACUUGGAAACAAUAACAGCAGUAAUUACAGCAGUUGCAGCUCUUUCUCCUCUGACGAUAAAUCAUCAUCAUCAUCUCCAGUGUCAAACACUCCUAAUAAAAACUUUUCAUCUUCCUCGCAUGGUCUUAAAUGGAACAAAAUGCUUGAAUCCAUCAAGAAAAAGUCCAUUCGACGAUUCAAAGUGAUGCCUUUCCUCGCAAGUCACCAUCUCACCAGUAAAAACUUGCCUCGCAAGCAACCAAAGUUCUCUCCCUCUGAGAAUUGCUUCUUCAUGGCUAAACCCUCUUGGAGAAACUUCACCUACGAAGAACUCGCUGCAGCUACAGAGGAUUUCAAUCCUGAGAACAUGAUUGGUAAAGGAGGACAUGCAGAAGUAUACAAAGGAGUUUUACCUGACGGCGAGACCGUAGCCAUCAAGAAGGUGAUGAGUCACGGCAAGGAAGAAGAAGAAAGAGUGAGUGAUUUCCUCUCAGAGCUAGGUAUAAUUGCACAUGUAAACCACUCAAACGCAGCUAGACUUCGAGGUUUUAGUAUUGAUCGCGGUUUGCAUUUUGUGCUUGAGUACUCUCCACAUGGCAGCCUCGCUACUAUGCUCUUUGGAACAGAGGAGUGUCUGGAGUGGAAAAUAAGGUAUAAAGUGGCUUUAGGUAUAGCUGAUGGUCUGAGUUAUCUUCACAAUGAUUGCCCUAGACGGAUCAUUCACCGUGAUAUCAAAGCUUCUAACAUAUUGCUCAGCCAAGACUACGAUGCUCAGAUUUCAGACUUCGGACUUGCAAAAUGGCUCCCAGAGAACUGGACUCAACAUGUUGUAUCCCCCAUUGAAGGAACAUUCGGGUACAUGGCUCCAGAAUACUUCAUACACGGCAUUGUUGAUGAGAAGAUCGAUGUGUUUGCCUUUGGUGUACUUCUUCUAGAGAUCAUAACCGGUCGUAGAGCUGUUGAUACCGCCAACAGACAGAGCAUCGUUGCAUGGGCAAAGCCUUUUCUAGAGAAGAAUAGUGUUGAGGACAUUGUGGAUCCUCGUCUAGGAAAUGAGUUUGAUCCAGUAGAGAUGAAACGAGUGAUGCUAACAGCUUCAAUGUGUAUACAUCAUAUAGCUAUAAUGAGACCUGACAUGACCCAAUUGGUGCAGCUGUUGCGUGGAGAAGACAGACCAGCUGAGCUGCAGCAGAAGCCAGGUGAAAUGGUCGAGGUCAGUGUGGACGCGUGUGAUCUACAGGAUCACACAUCCUCCUCAUACCUUAACGAACUAACCCGCCAUAGGCAGCUCCUUAUGGAGUAA